GAGGCGUUCCUCACUCGACAUCAGAUGGACGAAGAGUAUGGAAUGACAGCAAAGGAUUUAAAUCACCUUUCAAAAACUUGGGACAAUGGCUAGAGUCUCUUGAUAUCUCCUUGCCGUCGCCACUAACACCAGUAUGCUACGGGGGGAUAUUUGCUGCAAAGCAGACAAAAAUAAAGUCUAUACCGAAAGUAAAAUGGGAAGCCAUUGCGAAAAGUCUGUCGAGAGGGGACAAUAUCGAAGAGGGCUACUUUGCUGAGCGCACUUGGGCAGGCUUGCUUUCAGCCCCACUGUCGGAAGAGGAACAGUGGUCGAUUAUAGGAAAGCGCAGCUAUGUCAAUCGGGUGGCGGCCAAAGAUGGCGGAGGACGAUUAGGCGCAUUAGUGAAAUAA
Messenger RNA from Cylindrotheca closterium, 389 nucleotides. Lineage: Eukaryota; Bacillariophyta; Bacillariophyceae; Bacillariales; Bacillariaceae. The record is from the annotation of a GenBank genome assembly.